GUUGAAUUUAGUUUCGUGGGUUGUAAUCGUAAAAUAAAUUAAAAAAGAAAAUUCGAUUUUGAUUAGCGCCUUAUGCGUAUUAUAGCGCGUUCGCCAAUCCAUUCUAGAUUUCUAUCAUACGCCUUAUCAUCUGUUGAAGUACAGAAGAUAAACCCCCCAUAAACCACCCAACUGAAAAAAUCCCAGAAAACCUCCCAACAACAACAACAAUGGCGAUUACCGGCGACAUGGCCACAUUUUCUCUCUCCAAAACCACCUCUCUUCUCUCUCCUUCACCUCAAAAUUCUCGAACCUUCUCUGUUUCUCUCACUCUCUCUCCUCCUCCCAUUUCUCCUCUUCGCGCCAAUUUUUUCCUUAAACCUUCCCUAAACCACCAUUUCCGACCUUAUGUUCUUCGUUCGCCGCCUUCCAACGGCGGAAUCGAAUUAUCCAGUGAAAACGAUGAAGGAAAUGAUGAUGACGACGAGGAGGAGGAGAUUUUGGAUUACGAAGGUUAUCAAAGCGAAGGAAGUGAUGAGGAUUUUAUCAUUGAUGAAGAAGAGCUUGAAGCUGAAGCUAGGGCUGUUGUUCGCGAAUUUUCGACGUCUUUAUCUCGUGAAUUGAGGAUUGAGGAAGAAGAGACUAAUCUUCCUAAAGAAACGGGAGGUCACCAGAAACAGCAGAGAAUUGAACCUAAAAAGAUUCCAGAUCACCUUCUUCCAAAGGUUGCAAUUUUCGGUAGGCCAAAUGUUGGCAAAUCAGCAUUGUUUAACCGUCUUGUGGGGGGUAAUAAAGCAAUUGUGGUAGACGAGCCUGGGGUUACUAGGGAUCGAUUAUAUGGAAGGUCUUUUUGGGGAGACCAUGAGUUCAUGGUCAUAGAUACCGGAGGAGUCGUCACACUAUCCAAAUCACAGGAAGAAGUUAUGGAGGACUUGAAUGUAUCCACAACUAUCGGUAUGGAGGGAAUCCCAUUGGCUGCUAGGGAGGCCGCUGUGGCUAGAAUGCCUUCUCAAAUUGAGAGACAAGCAGCUAUAGCCGUUGAAGAGUCACCAGUCAUUAUAUUUGUCGUUGAUGGUCAGGCCGGCCUUACUGCAGGUGAUGUGGAAAUAGCUGAUUGGUUACGUAAAAAUUAUUCUGAGAAGAAUAUUAUACUUGCUGUUAACAAAUGUGAAUCUCCUAGGAAAGGGCUACUGCAGGUAUCAGAGUUUUGGUCUUUAGGGUUAUCACCUAUUCCUAUUUCUGCUAUCUCUGGAAGUGGAACCGGAGAACUUCUUGAUCUUGUUUGUUCUGGGCUGGCAAAAGUUGAGGAGCCUGUUGAUCUUGAAGAAGAAAAUUACAUCCCGGCUAUCGCAAUUGUCGGCAGACCAAAUGUUGGAAAAAGCAGCAUAUUGAAUGCAUUGGUUGGAGAGGACAGGACUGUUGUGAGCGCAGUUAGUGGUACUACCCGUGAUGCUAUUGAUACUGAAUUUGUGGCACCAGAUGGCCAGAAGUUCCGGCUUAUUGAUACUGCUGGAAUUCGAAGAAAAUCAGCAGUGGCAUCUUCAGGGAGCAUUACUGAGGGUUUAUCUGUCAAUCGAGCCUUUCGUGCUAUUCGUCGCUCUGAUGUUGUUGCUCUCGUGAUUGAGGCUAUGGCCUGUAUAACAGAACAGGAUUACAAGAUUGCAGAACGAAUUGAAAUGGAAGGGAAAGGCUGUCUAAUCGUUGUGAAUAAAUGGGAUACGAUACCAAAUAAGAACCAGGAGACAGCAGUGAUUUAUGAGCAAGAUGUUAGACAGAAGGUUCGCAGUCUUCACUGGGCACCUAUUGUUUAUGCAGCUGCAAUAACUGGUCAAAGUGUUGACAAGAUCAUUGUUGCCGCCAGCAUUGUAGAGAAAGAGAGAUCAAGAAGGUUAAGUACAGCCACGUUGAAUCAGGUUGCACGAGAGGCCGUGGCUUUCAAAGCUCCACCAAGGACUCGAGCAGGAAAGAGGGGACGUGUUUAUUAUUGUACACAGGCUGCUAUCCGCCCUCCUACGUUUGUUUUCUUUGUCAAUGAUGCAAAGCUCUUCUCUGAGACUUAUCGUCGUUACAUGGAGAAGCAAUUGCGUUCUGAUGCUGGAUUUGCCGGUACACCAAUCCGUCUUUUAUGGCGUGGCAGAAGGAAAACCAGCAAAGAUGCAGGAAGUUCAGUAACAAAGACACGAGUAAAUCCCCCGAAAAAUAAAAAUCAAAGAAAAGAAGCAGUUAACCGUAUAGUACUUUCUCAGUAGACGAAGCUGCAGGAAACAACAAUCUGCAUCACCGGUAAGAGCUGUACUGGAGAACUUUUGCUUGGUGGUCCAGUUGAAUAUCCAAGAGACAAGUGACAAGUAUUUGUAAACCCGAACCCGAAAGUGACCCGUAUUAACCCGAAAACAAUUUUCUCACAACCCGACCUGACCGACCCGUAUGACAGGGGUACUAUUAACGAUGGUGCAGCUAUUACAAUCUACAUUGCUGGUUUUGUGUAUAGCUUAUGUUUGUAUAGCAAAACUGACAGUAUCUGGUUACACUUUAUAAUUGUACAACUACCUUAAGGUAGCAUUUGAUUGAGUCACACGUAUACGUCGUAAUAUAAUAACUGUUCUAAUUUGCUUUUUCUGUA
This is a messenger RNA of Spinacia oleracea (spinach), 2602 nucleotides long. RefSeq lists its product as uncharacterized. The transcript has 12 exons. Bases 210 to 2228 code for a protein of 672 amino acids. Gene Ontology annotation, cellular component: chloroplast. The record is from RefSeq and is a predicted model, not a curated record. Lineage: Eukaryota; Viridiplantae; Streptophyta; Magnoliopsida; Caryophyllales; Amaranthaceae. Gene Ontology annotation, molecular function: GTP binding.